UGUGGUCUUGUUGACGCCAGUCCGCAGUCUGAGCUAAACGCAGGCUCUAGCGGACUGCAAGGUUGGAGAUUUGGUGGACCAGCACAAUGAGAGCUCAGGGGGGACUCAUCUUACUCCUGCUUCUUCUGGCUGUCUUCUGUUCCACAGGUGUUAGCCUCAAAUGCUACAACUGUUUAGACCCGGUGAUUUCUCCAUGCAAAAUAAACAGCACUUGCUCUCCUAACCUGGAUUCCUGUCUUAUCACUGUAUCCGGAAAGCUAGUGUAUCAACAGUGUUGGAGAUCCACGGAUUGUGAUGCCAAGUUCAUUAUGAGUAGAUUAGAACUGACAAACAUAAAAUACAGAUGCUGCCAGGUGGACUUGUGUAACUAUAAGCUCGAAGAAGGAUCAAAGCCAAACAAUGAAGCAACCUCCUUACUGGAGAAGAUGGCCUUGCUGGGGACCUCGGUUCUGGUGGCCAUUUCGAAGCUUUGUUUCUAAGUCAUCUCUAAGCUCCUGAUGCCUCCUUCUUUUAUCUUUUUUUUUUUUUCUGCUGCAGCAGCACUCUAAAGCCAUUGUUAGUUUCCAGAUGUAUUUGUUUAGGAAACAAUAAAGUUAACUUGAACAUCUUGGAUAAGAAGGAGGAGUGUAAGUGGCAUGGAAGAGCACCACGCACACAGGGGAGGGCACUUGCAGUUACAGAGUGAAGUACAAGGAUAGAACACCAAUAGGUUAUAUAAUCUUCCUUUGCCGCUUGGGAGGACUGGCUUUCAGUUUCAGCUUAAGUGUGUUUCAGCAACCCUCAGGGAUAUCUCUCUGGUUCCUGGAAUGUAGCUAAAGAGUGAGAUCAGACAGUACCUUUUGGAGUGAGUGAGCCAGGAGGAUUCUCUUCACCACUCUGACGCACUCAAAAUGCUUUCAUAAUCUUUACAGGUCCUGAGCUGGUGUGGGAAUGUUCCAGAUGUGAGCUCUCAGUCAGGGUCAGUGAUUGUUCGUUUGCUUAAAAACAAACAACAGUGCUGGCCAUGAAGCCCAGCUCACUGAACAUAUAGGCAGGUGUUUUACCCAUAAGCCACAGCCCCAGCUCAAGCAGUGAAUGGAACAGCUGUGGUUUUAGCUAGAAAAUGUAGGGAAAUGAAACACAAGCUCUGACCCAGAUGUGAUGAGGCUUGCUUAGUAUGCUUAGUAUCUCAGUACGUGGGAGGCAGAGGCAGGAGGAUGGCUGGAAGUUGAAGGCCAGCCUGACCUACGUAGUGGUUUCCAGGCCACCUAAAACUAUUUAGUAAGAGCUUGCCUCAAAUUAAAAAAAAAAAAAAAAAAAAAAAAAAA
Messenger RNA from Arvicanthis niloticus (Nile rat), 1307 nucleotides. RefSeq names its product CD59 molecule (CD59 blood group) (gene Cd59). Gene Ontology annotation, molecular function: complement binding. The record is from RefSeq and is a predicted model, not a curated record. Gene Ontology annotation, biological process: negative regulation of activation of membrane attack complex. Gene Ontology annotation, cellular component: plasma membrane. NCBI's taxonomy places the organism in Eukaryota, Metazoa, Chordata, Mammalia, Rodentia, Muridae.